Micropterus dolomieu (smallmouth bass) is the source of this 3508-nucleotide messenger RNA. It is a transcript of the gene ldlrad3, whose product is annotated as low density lipoprotein receptor class A domain containing 3. Gene Ontology annotation, biological process: receptor-mediated endocytosis. The record is from RefSeq and is a predicted model, not a curated record. The transcript has 6 exons. Lineage: Eukaryota; Metazoa; Chordata; Actinopteri; Centrarchiformes; Centrarchidae. Bases 347 to 1408 code for a protein of 353 amino acids. Gene Ontology annotation, cellular component: plasma membrane. Gene Ontology annotation, molecular function: protein binding.
UGGGAACCGCUGUCCCGGAGUGGCCGACCUCCGCUCGCCGGCUCUCUGCCUCCGACUCCGCCUCUCUCGGCACCAAACACACGAGACUGCGACCGACCCCAGCCUGCCUGCCGCCACGACGAAACCCCUUCCAGCUCUGCUUGUGUACUUUCCCACUGUUACUUCUGUCCCAACGCGAACCCACCUGUCUCACGCCCAGUGCACCGCUAAUUUUGCCGGAAGAAAUAAAAGAGGCCACAUUGAAAAGUAGCUGUAUCGGAUAAGUUUUUCUUCUUUGCCCCCCUCAGUUUUUGGCCCCGCGGCGGGGCAAGAUAGCAAGGGUCAGGCCGGGGGAAAAGGAGACCGUAUGAUGUGGAUCUGGUACCUUCUGCUUGGUUCGGGGUCAGGCUCAAGAACUGUUGAGAGCCAGCUGCUCCCAGGGAAUAACUUCACCACCGAGUGCAACAUCCCUGGAAACUUCAUGUGUGGAGAUGGCAAGUGUGUCCCAGGUGGAUGGCAGUGUGACGGAUUGCCCGACUGCUUUGACAAGAGCGACGAGAAGGGCUGUCCUAAGGUCAAGUCAAAGUGCGCCCCUACAUUCUUUGCCUGCGCUAAUGGCGUCCACUGUAUCAUCGGGCGCUUCCGCUGUAACGGCUUCAGUGACUGUCCUGAUGGGAGUGACGAGGAGAACUGCGGCAACCCAUUGGUGUGCUCGGAGGCUCGCUUCAGGUGUCGAAAUGGCCACUGUGUAGACCGCAGCUUUUUGUGUAACGGCCAGGACAACUGUCAGGACAACAGUGACGAGGAGCUCUGCCUAACUACAGCAGAAGCUCCAGGGCAGGACUUUGUGACACUGGAUUACCGUCUGCGCUACUACCCCAGCAUCACCUAUGCUGUCAUCGGCAGCGCCGUUAUCUUCGUCCUGGUGGUGGCGUUGCUGGCCUUGGUGCUCCAUCACCAGAGGAAGCGGAGCGUCCUGCUGCCCAGAGGCGUAAGAGGGAGUUCACAUCACCACCACCAGCCCUUGCUGCUGUCCCGUCUGGUCAUCUUGGACAGGGGCCAUGUCCAUCCGGGAGGUGCAGGUCUCUCCCCCAGCUCCCCGAUGGCAGCUGGCCAGUACAGCUCAACUCCUCAGGCACUGCGACUGCUGUCUGGGACACUGUAUCCCCCCGGCCUCUCCAUGGACUCGCCUCCGUCAUACUCACAAGCUGUUCUGGAUGUCAGUCGGCCUCCCUGGUUUGAUCUCCCUCCUCCCCCAUACCUCUCAGAUGGGGAGCUUCCAUCAGAGGGCGAGCUGCCUCAAUAUGAGGGCCCACAGGACCCUUUGAGCCACCCCGCAGGGUAUCCCUCUGCACCCUCCACACCCAGAACUGUGGUCUCAAGCACGCCGCCGAGUUGGAGUUCCAGAGAGGAGUCGGACCAGCUGUAGCCACUCCCUUGACUUCCCUUGACUGAUAGCAAUAGUGAGAACAUAGACACUGCAGGACUGAAGGACCAGGCUGCAGGCACACGUGAAGCUAGGACAGUCCACAGCACCUGAUGAGGAGAAUCAACAGGGACUAAGAGACUGUAGGAUAAACAGUGUCCUAAGCUCCAGCCUACGCGUCGGUUUGUUGAGACGAGCUCAUCCGGCUAGACUGAUCUUGUAUGCUGGCUCCCCCAGCUGGGGUCAUGGCUGCACUACACCUUAAUCAUUAAUUAAUUUUUCAUCAGUUCACUUGAAUUGUGCUCCCCUUGAAGAAAUACUGUGCAUGAUACUUAGAUCAGUGACUACGACCUGCAUCUCCAAAGUAGUAGGCAGAAAACUGACACUCGUUAACACAUUCAUUAACAUAUCAUAUAAUGAUAACUGCAAAAUAUGGCAGCACCUGAAAUGGUCAUUGUGUUAUGGUAUAAUCAUGGUAAAGUGGCAGCGCUUGGACAGCUGAGUCAGUCAUGCACCAUUUGUACACAUACUGCACUUCACCUUACACAUUUACAGUAUUUUCCAUAGUGGGGUUUAUAAGAGAUAAUAAGAGAUUUUAUUGUGCUAAAAUUGUAAACUACCUAAAUACUAGAUAAAAAUCUGUACUGUUGAGAAUUACUGCUACAUUUGAUGACUUACUGUACUCUUUAAGCAAUGACAUGCUGGCUUAUUCUUACUGAAGUUGAUACACGUAUAGACAAUACAGUAGUGCUGUAUAGAUGCACUUGUGAUAUACAAAAGCAGCUGAAUCUGAGAUACUCAAACUUUUUAAUCUGGUUUUCAGUGUUGGUGUGAACAGUGAACUGAUUGUAGGACAAAUUAACGUCUUGUGACUUCUUUAAUGGUACUUUAAGCUAAACCCAUAUUAGCAACAUGUUUCCACUGAGUUGUUGAUUUAAGAGACAUUUCUAAAAGACUCUUGUACUUUUUUUCACAAUAUGUUUCACAGUAUUUCUUUAUGUGAUUUGGUUAAAUUCAAGUUAGAAACGUGAAGAGGACCAGAGGGAUUUUUCCAAAUAAUGUUGAGCAGAAAUUAUAUAGAAGUAUAUAUCCUUAGCAUAAAUCAUUCCUCUACACAGAAGAACCACCUCUGUUAGCAAAGAUGAAUUUUUAUUACAUUUCUGUUUGAAGACCAAUAGUGUUUUUUAUGUAGAGAAAAGAAAAAAGAAAUACAAAUGAUUUUGUUGAGGCCUUAUUCUGUGCCAGUUUGGCCCUUUAGUGCCUUUGUAUGUGAUAGGUUUGAGGGCACAAAUCACUUGUUUAAAACCUCAAGAAACAGCAGCCUGGUCUGAGAUUUUACAGUUAGCUCACAUGAAAAAAAUAUUGUCUUAGAUCACAUUGUUCAAGUUAUGCUUGAACUUUUUUUUUAAUGUAUAUAACUGGUUGUAUGUCAUUCUGGGAAAGCAUCCUCAGUAGUAUUAGACAAUGGCUGAUUAAAUCCAUACCUGAAGGAUCAGUGUUUGUAAAUGUACUAUUGUCUUUUGACCUUUUUGUUCAUUAAUUUCAAAGUGGUUUGUUUGACACUGUACAUAGGAGAUAUGGAAAGUAACGAAAUCUAUUUAAAAGUAGAGUUUAAAGUGAGACAUGAAUGUGUAAAUGUAGUUACUUUUCCUCUAGAGCCAGCGGUGAUAAUGCAGGCACAAGAAAAACAAUCAAACCAAAGACGAUCAUUUUUUACCUUAACCCAAGGAUAUUGCCCUCCAAAGGAAUGAUUAUGCGUCACAACUGUUUAUACCUUUAUUAUAUUAAAAUGUGCAAAUGUUUAUUGGUUUCAUGUUGUUUGCCGUAAAACUGGAGAACAUUUCUCAGGACAAAAUGUAUACCAGUCUGUCUGUUCUGUUGUUUAUAUCUUGGUUGUGUUUUAAGGAAUGUUUAAUAUCAAAUUCCUUUUUUUAAUCUUGAUUCGAUCUCAUGAGGUUUGUGACAUUGCCCAUCAUGAUCUUUUUAUCCCUUGUAUUCUGUAUAUUGAAAGUAAUAUAAAUUUCUGCCUCAGAACUUGUAAGUACAAGUCUUCCUGGAGAUCUAAUAAAUAAUAAAGAUUUAGUAGCAGGAAUGCAAUCUACA